Molecule: messenger RNA, 2317 nt
Organism: Aphis gossypii (cotton aphid)
Lineage: Eukaryota; Metazoa; Arthropoda; Insecta; Hemiptera; Aphididae
Product: androgen-induced gene 1 protein-like
Exons: 7
Coding region: 570-1406 (278 amino acids)
Cellular component (GO): membrane; endomembrane system
Source: RefSeq, a predicted model, not a curated record
CCUCUGACAGUCUGUCAGUGAUCAAGACGGGAAUGGCAACGGCGGCGGGCGGUCACUCGAACAAUGCCCGCAAAUACAGGACGACGACGCGUCGCACAACCGCUUUGUCGUGGACAUUAAACAUGUCGUACGUCUAUAUGAGAAUGUCAAAUUCAACCCAUCAUAUAACAAAGGCACUAUAUACAUAAAAGGAACGUCGCAGUAUCGUUUAGAACAAUAAUAAUAUGGAAUAUCUCAAAAUUUGAAGUCAAAAACUACGAAAAACUGUUUUUUUGAAAAAAUCACAUUAUGUACAAUACUUGGAGAAAAGAACACGCCGCGCGGUUCUAUCGUAGAACGGUCAGUGGCGUUCCGCCGCAAGUGUCAGACAGCGGCGUAGCAUGAUUCGCAGCAGUAGCAGUGCCUACACGAUAAUAUUAUUAUACCUAUAAUAGGACCCGUUGCAGCCAACCCGAACAAUACCGUCGCCGUCGUCCGAAUACCGCGGUUAUCGUAACGUAUAUAAUAAUAAUAAAUUAUAAUAUAAUAUAUACCAAGUAUAUUAUUAUACAUAUUAUAUAUAUAAUAUUAUGACGUUACCGUCACGAUACUCGACUAUGGAAACUUCGUCGUCGUCUGCGAAGCGGUCCGCGGCCGUCGUGACUUCCGCGUUACACUGCUGGUCGUACACAGAAACGGAGCGCCAGCAUCUAUUCAGGGUGUCCCGGUUGUUCAUCACCUCUUAUUACAUAUACGUCACGUACUACGGGCUGUUUGUAUUGGACCUAAACAGCGUUGAUCAUCCCACGUGGGGUGAUCUAGGUUCCAACUGGUGGUGGAAAUGCGUCUCCGUGUGGAAUCUGAUAUUGCAAGUUGCUUACUUUAUUUAUUGCACAGUAUUCAUAGAUUAUGCUGAUUCUGGUCCUGGAAAGUCAUGGAUAAAACCACGGCUGCAACAAAAUAAGAAAAUAAGAGAUUUCAUAUUUGUCAGCCUUGUAUUUCCAGUAACAAUUGAUGUAUGCGUUAUGUUCUGGGCGAUCUGUGCGGUGAACAAGCCGCUGUUGUUUCCAAACGAAAUGAACAAUUGGAUACCGGACUGGUACAACCACGCAGUGCACACCAAUCCGAUUGUGUUAACGUUGUUCGAUAUGGCCACCACCAAGCACCGUCUGCCCAAACUGAUCGAAUCUACGGCCGGGUUGUUUAUGCUGUCCGGUUCAUACGUCACAUGUUUACUUUAUAACAAAUUUACAACUGGAAGAUGGAUAUAUCUUAUCAUCGGAGAGGUUACAGCAAGUUUGACGGAAGUGAUCAUUUACUUUGCAGUAACGGCUUUUAUUAUGCCAUUUAUGUGUUUGCUAAUUGGUCACAAAAUGUGUUCAUGGUUUUCAAGUUUACAAAUGGAAAAAAAACAUAAAAUGUCUUAAAAACAAAACAAUCAUAAAGUAUUUUUGUAAUAAAUAAUAAUAAAAUCUGUACAUGAUAUUACUUUUGCAACAACAUUAUUACUAAAUUAAAUAUUCUUGAUAUUAUUUAUGAAAAUUAAAUAACUAUUAACAGAAUAUACGUACCUAUAUACUACUAUACUAUAAAUGUUAUAAUUUAAAACAUUUAAUUUUUAUUUAGUACUAUUUUUAAACUUUUUUCAAGUUAGAGUUGUUAUAAUUUAUUAAUUUAACAAACAGAACACGUCACACAGCUAAUUUUGGUGAUGAAAUUAUUUUUUAUAUUCUACAAAUAGUAAAUCAAAUGGUGAGUUGAUGCAAAGUGAUAUUAUUUAAUGUUUUAUUUUUAUUAUAAUAGUUACCUAAACUGAAUAGUGAAUAUUAUGUAUUAUUAAUUAUUUUCAAACUAAAAUUGCUCAAUGUACCUAUCUAUUUGGAGUUUUGUUUAUUUAAUAAAAAAAAAAAAAAACAUUUUAAUUAAUUCUUAUGUAAAAAACUUACAUGAUUAUUACGCACCAUAAUAAAUGUAUUGUUAAAAACACAUAUAUAUUUUUUUUAAUUUUGAAUAAAAUAAAAUUUCUAUGUAGGUACUUAAACCGUUUGUAUCUGUAUAGACUAUAAUGCUAGAUGUUAGAAUUAUGUGUAAAUUAUUAUGUACAAUUUUUAUUAUUCUAAAUUACAUUAAUUAACUAUUUUGAUAUUAUACAGUUAUUACUGCUGUUAUAUUAACUUUAAUUUUUGUAAAUUAUGUUGUUAUUUUCUAGAAUAUAAGUUUAGGUUAUAGUGGUUUUACAUCGAAAUCUCACAUGUAUGAUAACAAAUAUUUUUAUAUGUCAAUGUUUAUUAAAAUUAUAAUUAUUUGUAAAAUACAUUUUAUAGUAAAUUAGAUGUAU